UAUGGAACUAGGAUGCACUCAGACAUUUAUACACACUUCUGUCACCGGAUAUUGUAUACGUGCGGGUUUUCGUCCGAUACUCUUCAUUUGCGCUUUUGUUUUUCUUCAUAGUGGUAGUUCUGUGGUAUUACAUCAGUGUUUAUCAUGUUUGUUGUGUCUGUGAUAGUGUUUGUUAAUGUUGCCGUUAUUCAACUGCUACAGAUUCCUACAGCUGAAAGCUUCUUCCUCAAUAGACGUUUUCCUGGGACGUUAAUUACUUUAGAUAUACCGCACAAUAAUGGAGCUACCAAUCUUACGGUCCAAGAAUUCACCAAUUCUCGCGAACCCAUAUCGAACAACAAUGCUGACCAGACGAAUAAUAAACCGGUGACAGGGACGAGUAAUUCGAAGUGUCCCAGUUGUGUUUGUGGAAUUGUUAAUCGAAAAUCCAGAAUUGUUGGAGGAGUAGCCGCCGAACAAAAUGAAUUUCCAUGGAUGGUGGCUUUGAGCAGAAAAGGCAAAUUUUACUGCGGAGCUACAGUCAUCACCAAACAACAUCUAUUAACCGCUGCACAUUGUGUGGAUGGGUUCACUGCCAAAGAAAUCAAAGCAUCUUUGGGCGAAUACAAUCGCGCCCUGAAAAACGAAACGAACAAAGUACUGAUCCGAAUCAAGGAGAUAAUUCGACACCCAGAAUUCCAAAUUUCCAAUUUCAAGAACGACAUCGCAAUUUUAAAAUUAGACAGUCCGAUAUCGUUCAAUACCCCUCAAAUUCAACCAGCAUGCCUACCAAGUUCUGAGAAUCGAAAUUACACCGGUCUCAUUGCCACCGUUUCCGGAUGGGGUAAAACUGGCGAAUCGAAGCCCCCUUCGAACGAGAUGCGUAAAGUAGACGUUCCUAUCAUGUCGGUUGAAGAUUGUAGGAAGAAUUCUGGUUACAUGCCAUCUAGAAUAACUGAUAACAUGAUGUGCGCUGGAUAUAAUACCGGACAAAAAGAUUCCUGUCAGGGUGACAGUGGCGGACCAUUACAAAUUGAAGGUGCUAGACCCGGUACAAUGGAAGUUGUUGGUAUUGUCUCCUGGGGUCGUGGCUGUGCUCGUCCAAAUUUCCCCGGUGUGUAUACUCGAAUUGAAAGAUACAUGGAUUGGGUAGAUGACAAUAUAGGCGAAGAAUGUUCGUGCAAAGGUUAAAAUCACACUCGAAAAGUGAUUAUAGGUAGAUACUUUGUUAACACGCAAUGAUCCUCAUUAGAUUAUGUAUUUAAAAAAUGUCGGAAGAGAAUUUACGUUUGAAUAAUGAUCGGAUAUACUUUCAUGGGAUAAGUUUAAGUUAUUUCAUGUUACCAAUAAGAAUGAAAUUUUUGUGUUAUGUUUACGUAGAUAGGUAAAUGAAAAUGUGUUCAAUUUAGUUAAUUGAAAAGCCCAUAAUGCGUACUUUUUGUUUUUAGGUUUUACCAAGUACCCAUUGUGUAUUUUUGUUUUUGUUUCGUUGUAUGAUAUGUAGUUGCAAAAUUUUAAUUUAUUAUUUAUUUCUAGUUUAAAUACUUCAAAUGUUGUUAGGGAAUUUUGUUGUUGUUUUGUUUUAAUUUAUUGUUUAUGUAGCCAGAGUAUGCGUUUUGUUACCUUCGAUUUUAGUGAGAAAAAAGAGAAGGGACCUCCUACGAGUAUUGAGUAGUAUUUUGAAAAAUACAUGAUUUUAAUAAUA
Planococcus citri (citrus mealybug) is the source of this 1684-nucleotide messenger RNA. RefSeq names its product trypsin-2-like. Lineage: Eukaryota; Metazoa; Arthropoda; Insecta; Hemiptera; Pseudococcidae. Bases 145 to 1170 code for a protein of 341 amino acids. Gene Ontology annotation, biological process: proteolysis. The record is from RefSeq and is a predicted model, not a curated record. Gene Ontology annotation, molecular function: serine-type endopeptidase activity. The transcript is spliced from 7 exons.